Molecule: messenger RNA, 2177 nt
Organism: Pseudoliparis swirei
Lineage: Eukaryota; Metazoa; Chordata; Actinopteri; Perciformes; Liparidae
Gene: hoxa11a
Product: homeobox A11a
Exons: 2
Coding region: 212-1108 (298 amino acids)
Biological process (GO): regulation of transcription by RNA polymerase II; anatomical structure development
Cellular component (GO): nucleus
Molecular function (GO): RNA polymerase II cis-regulatory region sequence-specific DNA binding; DNA-binding transcription factor activity, RNA polymerase II-specific
Source: RefSeq, a predicted model, not a curated record
AAAAUCUGUCAAUUUCUGCCGUGUGGUCACGUGACCUCCUCCUCCGUAGAGUGGAUGGAGAUGGCUCUCCACGUCAGCCUAUACGUCUCCAAAUGUCUGCUUGGCGAACUUGCUUCAAAGAGGCAGGAGGCACGGCGCUUCAGAGCCAUGUUCAGGGCGGUUAUAGAGGAUUCAAACCCCAACAAAGAGUUAUAGAAGAGGGUGAACUACGAUGAUGGAUUUUGACGAAAGGGUCCCCGUCGGAUCGAACAUGUAUUUGCCCAGCUGCACUUAUUACGUGUCGACGGGGGCUGAUUUCUCCGGUCUUCCCUCGUUUUUAUCCCAGACCCCGUCCACCCGCCCCAUGACAUACUCUUACUCAUCUAACCUGCCGCAGGUCCAACCCGUCAGAGAGGUAACGUUCAGGGACUAUGCAGCCAUUGAAGCGUCUGGUAAAUGGCCGCACCGGGGAAACUUGCCCCACGGCUACCCCACCACGGAGGACAUGGUGCACCGGGACUAUCGUUCGGCUCAAACUGCCGUCGUAGGGGACAUGUUCGGUAAAAACAGCCCCGCAGCCGCCGCCGCCGCGUACCACCACCAUCACCACCACCAUACGAGCGCCAGCUCCGCAUCCAGCAACUUCUACGGUAACGUGGGUAGAAACGGCGUGCUGCCUCAAGUCUUCGACCAGUUUUACGAAACGACGUACGGGAACGCGUCGGAGAGCUCCUCCACGCACGGCUACUCAGGGGACAAAACGACGAGCAAGCAGCCCAGCUCGGCGCCGGAGGACGAACCGUCGGGCAGGGACGCGGAGGCGAAGGAGCAGCGGGAUGAGGCGAGCAGCCCGCAGUUAUCUUCCGGCAACAGUGAGGAGAAAUCCAGCAGCAGCAGUGGACAGAGGACCCGUAAAAAAAGGUGCCCUUAUUCCAAAUAUCAGAUCAGAGAACUUGAAAGAGAAUUCUUUUUCAGCGUGUACAUUAACAAGGAGAAACGCCUGCAACUCUCUCGGAUGCUCAACCUCACCGACCGACAAGUGAAGAUUUGGUUUCAGAACCGUCGCAUGAAGGAGAAGAAACUGAACAGAGAUCGAUUACAUUACUACACGUCCAACCCUCUGCUUUAGGGGCCACAGGAGCCCCGUGACAGCUUCCUAAGUCCUGCGCUGUGGGACCGACCGCGUUUACAGACAGACUGACUCUCCGGUGACGUCGUGCACCACAUUGGCCGCGACAGCAGCGACACUGCUCAAUGCUUGAUUCCAAGUUCGAGGACAACAGUAUCCUGCGAUGGGAAUUACCGACAGAAUGAACAAUGAAUUCAGCCAGGCUGUGGACUUUGAUUUCACUCCUCAAACUCUCUUGAGGAGAAUGUAGAAAAAGAUUUGUUGUUAAUAUUAUUGUGAUUCACAGACGCCUUGUUUAUCUUCCUUUCUCGCGAACAGAAAUUAGUCACUAAUUGACUGGCCCCGUGUAUUUUGUAAUCAAAAUAUUUUGUUUUAACUUUCUUUCUGUUUUUAAAGUCAGAAAAAUUGUGGAUUUUUGGACGAUGGUGGCUAUGUACUUAAAUAACUGAAAUUAUAUUGGUGUGACCAAACAAUGAGUUCAAACGGAUGAGAAUGUAAUGUGAUUAUGUUUUGUGUGCUUAUUUAUUGUGUGGCCACUCGUUUACUAUCUCCUUUGAUGCCAUGGCUAACCAAGUCGAAGUCCAUUAUUACGAGCAGGCUAUUGGGAUUCCGUGUUGAGUCUGGGCUGACCUUUUGUCGUCUUUCCAGUAUAGCCUGCAGAAUGAGGGCUAUACGUAUUUAUAUGUUGCGUAUAUUUCAACACCCGAAUCCAUUUUGUCUUUUGGGAUUUUUUUGGAGACUAUCAGUCGAGUAUUGAUAAUGCAGGCCCAAACCAGAGAGAUAAGCUUGUCCACUGGAUCCUAUGCAGUUGCACUGAGGUACAGGUCCAACAUAUGCACACAGGUAUGCAGCGGGCCUGUUUGGUCUGAUAUUGAUACACAUAACAGAAUAUUUUUUUCAUUACUCGUGAUCCUUUGGUACUUGCUAUCUGACAAAGAUUUUAAAAAAGCUACAUUUUCCAGUGUGGUAACAGGGCAAUGCUGGUCAGGGUCAUUGCAUUGAAUCAAUUGCUAGGUAUGCCCAAUUGUGUAUUAUACUAUAUUUCCAAAUAAAAAACAAAUGAAAAGAU